UUAUUUUUUUAUAAUUACGCAGCAAAUUGGUGGUCGACUUUUGGUGCAUUGACUCCUAACUUGUAGAAAAUUGCUAUGAAGAUCCUCUCUUUAACUACUAGUUCAUCAGGGUGUGAAAGAAAUUGGAGUACAUUUGAAGGGGUGCAUACAAAGAAAAGGAAUAGACUAGAUACACAUCGAUUAAAUAAUCUAGUCUUUGUUCAAUUCAAUGCAAAACUGAUGAACAAGAAAAAUAGGGAGAAAGAGAGGAAUAUUGAGGUUCUUCUAGCAAAUGAUGCAAGUUCUGCACAAGAUUGGAUUGUUGAUGGGGCUGAUGAUGAAGUUGAACACGACACGGGCAUGACUUGGAAAGUUGUUAGUGAUGCUAUGGGAGCAGAUGAAGCGCUUAGGCCUAGAAGAAGUAGUAGACUUAGAGAACUUGAUGAGGAUGACUUUCAAUCCGAGAGUGAGGAGGAAGUGAGUGUGUAUGAGUUUGAUUUUGAAUCAGACGAAGAGCAUGUCAUAGAAGAAUAUGGAGAAGGAGAGGAAUUUUCCUAAGGAUUUGUAGUACAAACUGAUGUUAUGAUUGUUAUCUUUGUAGUAUGUACUUUGUAGUUUGUAGUUUGUACUAGACUACUAGUUUGUUUCCAUGUUUUUUUUCCUUUGAAGUUGGAACUUUGAAUACUUUGAUGCUAUUUGCUAUUUAGCUUAGGCUACUUGAUGUUCAUUUUGGUAUCACUUGCUAGUUGUUACUUGUUUUGAAUUUUGGUA
Messenger RNA from Zingiber officinale, 750 nucleotides. RefSeq lists its product as uncharacterized. Gene Ontology annotation, molecular function: protein dimerization activity. The transcript is spliced from 2 exons. The coding region runs from base 76 to 537 and encodes 153 amino acids. Lineage: Eukaryota; Viridiplantae; Streptophyta; Magnoliopsida; Zingiberales; Zingiberaceae. The record is from RefSeq and is a predicted model, not a curated record.